ACCAGCCGCUUAUCAGUUCAAGGGAACGAAAUGAUGUCGAAAUGGAAGAAAAUUGAUGCUACAUAUAGGUUCAUAGUAGUGUUCUGAUAGAAGCAACAUUUUCUUACUUUUAUUUAGGAGAACAACCCUCUGUUUUUUUUAGUACAACAAGGGCAAGAGUUGGAGAUUCAACUUCCAAACCUCUACUCUAAUGGAAAGAACCAACCUCUUUUUGAAGCUAAUAGACUCGAAGCUCCCAUGUAUGGCCUCAGAAAUUCAGUUAUCAAAGAGAAUGCUCCUUUACCACGAGGAUUAAGGUGGAAAGUCUUUACUGAACCACUACUUCUCACUUUCUCUCUCUCACACACACACGCGCGAGAGAGAGACUAGGGAAGUUGGGGAAGAUGCUACUAUCAUCAUCUUCUUUACUGCAAUCAUUGCCGGUUAAUCGUCCGAAUUUAGCAUGUAAACCGGCGAAUCCACGGACGGGUGUGAAGGUUCAGGCCAUGGCAAAGGAAGGAAGCGAGAGCGAAGGGGGCAUUGCAGAGACGGUGGCUAUAGCCGGUGGGUUAGUGGCGACCCCAGUGAUCGGUUGGUCGCUGUAUACCCUGAAGACAACUGGGUGCGGGCUACCGCCGGGGCCAGGUGGGUCACUCGGCGCACUGGAAGGCGUUAGCUACUUGGCGGUGGUGGGAAUCGUGGGUUGGUCUCUGUACACGAAGACGAAAACUGGAUCGGGUCUGCCCAACGGCCCUUUCGGGCUAUUGGGCGCCGUGGAAGGUCUGUCCUACUUGAGCUUGUUGGCCAUCUUGGUCGUUUUUGGGUUGCAGUACUUGGACCAAGGCUACAUCCCCGGACCUCUUCCGGCCGAUCAGUGCUUUGGUUGACGAUUCUUCUAUCCUGUGAUUUAUGUGGAUGUUGUUUCUCCGAACGUGUUGUAAAUCGUAGGGUCUCUGUUUGGUUUUAUUUUCUUUAUUUUCUGUUUACCGUAUCGUUGCAAUUCUGCGUAGAACCUGCCCUGUUCUGUUGGAUGAAAUGGUUUAGUCGAAAUCAUUUGCUUUGCUUUGGGGUCCGAUAC
Messenger RNA from Cucumis sativus (cucumber), 1057 nucleotides. RefSeq lists its product as hypothetical. The record is from RefSeq and is a predicted model, not a curated record. The transcript has 2 exons. NCBI's taxonomy places the organism in Eukaryota, Viridiplantae, Streptophyta, Magnoliopsida, Cucurbitales, Cucurbitaceae. Bases 384 to 866 code for a protein of 160 amino acids.